ACAAUGGUACCCGAAGACUUCUCCGCUCCGCUCCUUUUAAAAACCUCUAAACCAAACACCCUCUCCGCUAUUCCGUUUCCCCUCUACGGAUCCUUUUCCGUUCACAUUGCAUUGCCACCAUACCAGAUCCUUCCUUCUGCAUCUCCCUGGAAAUGGCGCGUGAAGAGAACGUCUACAUGGCCAAGCUCGCCGAGCAGGCCGAGCGGUACGAGGAAAUGGUGGAGUUCAUGGAGAAGGUCUCCUCCUCCCUCGGCGACUCCGAAGAGCUCACGGUGGAGGAGCGAAAUCUCCUCUCCGUCGCCUAUAAGAACGUCAUUGGCGCGCGUCGUGCCUCCUGGCGAAUCAUCUCCUCCAUCGAGCAGAAGGAGGAGUCCAGGGGGAACGAGGACCACGUCAACGCCAUCCGCGACUACAGAUCUAAGAUCGAGACUGAACUCUCUAAAAUCUGUGACGGCAUCCUGAAGCUUCUGGAGUCCAAACUCAUCCCGUCCGCCUCCACCGGUGAUUCCAAGGUCUUCUACCUCAAGAUGAAGGGCGACUACCACCGCUACCUCGCUGAGUUCAAGACUAGCGCUGAGCGAAAGGAGGCCGCGGAAAGCACUCUCACGGCCUACAAAUCUGCCCAGGACAUCGCGAAUGCAGAACUUGCACCAACACAUCCUAUCCGUCUCGGACUGGCUCUAAACUUCUCUGUGUUUUAUUAUGAGAUUUUGAACUCCCCUGACCGUGCUUGUAGUCUUGCAAAACAGGCCUUUGAUGAAGCCAUUGCUGAGUUGGACACCCUGGGAGAGGAGUCUUACAAAGACAGCACUUUGAUCAUGCAACUUCUUCGUGACAAUCUCACUCUCUGGACAUCUGAUAUGCAGGAUGAUGGAACUGACGAGAUCAAAGAGGCUCCCAAGAAAGAAGAAGAGCAACAUUAAGGGCGGUUUCCUUCUUAUAAGCCUUAAGCUUCUCCAUGAUUGUUUUAAUUUGGGGAAGUUGUUUGCUGUUAUUUGCCCAUGGCGUUUUAAUGGGUUCUCCAAGUCCAUUAAAAAUGGACUGCUUAAUUCAGUACUGAUGAUCCUUCUAUCGUUUGGUCUUAGAAGUUAUUAAUGUGAUUGUGGAAGUUCUAUUUGUUUGCAGUUUUUUUUUUGAACAGUUUUGCUUGUUUCCUUGUUGGAUUGGUUGGUAAUUUGGUAUUCAUGCCUGCCGUGUUAUAUGAAAGCUCACAAGUUGCGUUUA
This is a messenger RNA of Cuscuta epithymum, 1224 nucleotides long. NCBI's taxonomy places the organism in Eukaryota, Viridiplantae, Streptophyta, Magnoliopsida, Solanales, Convolvulaceae. The record is from the annotation of a GenBank genome assembly.